AUGAGUGAAUCAAUAGAACCAUCAACCUCUACUACUACAACCACAACUACCACCUCUUCUACUACUACACCAACUCCACCAGCAGCCAAGAACACUGGAUUCUCUAGAAAUGAAGCAACUGUUGGUAUAACAUGCUUUCUCGGCACUACUGCACCAUACAAAGGCUUAUUAAAACAGAGAUACAGUGAUUUUAUAGUAAAUGAGGUCGAUUUGGAUGAUAAUGUUGUCAGUUUAACUUCAUUGACUUAUGAAGAUCCAACUACACCAAAGCAAGAUGCCACUGCUACAGUUGAAACUGAAACUACAACUACAACAGAAUCAGAAUCAGAAUCAUCUAAACCUAUAAAUACUGAAGAAGAAAUUAUUAAAUUUAAUAAAUUAAAAGAAUUGGUAGGAGAAGAACAAAUGGAAGAAUUUAAAGCCUUUUUUAAUGGACCAUCAAAGACAGAGAUAACAUCAACCUAUAAAUUCAAAGAGAACAAAAGUAAAGAAGAACGUACCAAUCUACACAAAUUGAUCAAAGAUUUUGAUUUGGUCACUGAAACUAAAGAUAAUCGUGUUGUUGUUAGUGCUGGAUGUAAUACUAGAAAAAGAGAAUUAGCAAGAAAUGUAUGGGGAGGUGAUAAACCAAAGUUUGUUCAAUUUGUGUUACACAAGGAGAAUAAGGAAUUAUUGGAUGCCAUUGGCAUUCUAUCAAAUGUGAUGCAUGUCAAUCAAAGAUCGUUUUCAUUUGCUGGUACCAAGGACAAGAGAGGUGUGACUUCUCAACGAGUCACAGUCUACAGACAAUCACCCGAGAAUAUAGUGGCUGCCAACCAACGUUUGUUUUCAUCGAUUCGUGUUGGAGGUGAUUUCAAGUAUGUCGACAAACACUUGAUGUUGGGUGAUUUAAAUGGUAACCGUUUCACUGUGGUCAUUAGAGACGUGUCGGGAGACGACGAGUUGAUUGCCGAGUCGGUCGCACAACUCAACCACACUGGAUUCAUCAACUAUUAUGGUUUACAGAGAUUUGGAACUGGGUCGGUAUCAACCAACCAAGUCGGCUUGGAAGUGAUCAAGGGUAAUUGGGAGAAUGCAGUCAUGUUGAUCUUGGGACCAAGAGAAGGCGAGAAUGAAGACUUUAUAAAGGCACGUACAAAGUACAAAGAAAAUGGUGAUGCAGACGCACUCUUGCAAGCUCUACCCAAGUACAUGGUCAGCGAGCGCAAACUACUGAUGGUUUUGAAAAGAGAUAAAAAGGGAUUCUACAAUGCAAUCAACAGUCUUCCACGCACACUUCGUAUGCUCUAUCCACAUUCUUACCAAAGUUAUAUUUGGAACAAAAUGGCAUCUGAAAGAAUCACAAAGUUUGGUUUCAAAGAGGUUGUAGUUGGUGAUUUGGUUGCUGUCUCUAAAAAUAAUAAUAACAAACAACAACAACAAGAGAAACAAAAGGAUGAAAAGAAUGAAGAAGAAGGUAGUGGGGAUGUUGUUGAAAUGCCUGUGGAAGAUGAUGGAGGUGACGACAAGGAUGAUUAUCAAGUGACACAUGUUACCGAAGAUGACAUUAAGAACAAACGAUACACUAUCGAUCAGGUUGUACUACCCAUGCCUGGAUCAAACAUUGUUUAUCCAAGCAAUGAAAUUGGACAACGUUACAAAGAGGUUAUGCUCGAGGACGGAGUUGAUGAGGCUAAAAUCAACCACAACAAGACCAAAGUAUUCCACCUCAAAGGCAGUUAUAGAAAGAUUAUUUCUCGUCCAAUCAACCUUGAAUACAAGAUCUAUAGAUACGACAGUGCAAAGAUCCCAUUGGCACUCAGCGAUUUGGAUCGUCUCAAUGGAAAGGAGGAACCACAAGACCUACCAGACGGUAAAUACAAAGCACUCAGAUUAUCAUUCUCCCUUCCAUCUUCAUCCUAUGCUACAAUGGUUUACAGAGAAUUACUUAAACAACCAACAAAUGUUUUACAACAACAACAACAAUUUAAUCAUGAAAAAGACAAUAAUAAUAAUAAUGAAGAAGACAAUAAUACCAAAAAUCUUAAAAGAAAAUUGUCUGAAUUUGCAAAUAAUGAUGGUGAUACAACAAAAAAGGAACAAAACAAUGAAAAAGAAGAGACAACAAUAACCGAAGAAAGAGACACCAAAAGAUCAUCGUCGAUACCACUCUGA
Cavenderia fasciculata is the source of this 2154-nucleotide messenger RNA. It is a transcript of the gene pus7, whose product is annotated as tRNA pseudouridine synthase D. Gene Ontology annotation, cellular component: nucleus. Gene Ontology annotation, biological process: pseudouridine synthesis. Gene Ontology annotation, molecular function: RNA binding; pseudouridine synthase activity. The coding region runs from base 1 to 2154 and encodes 717 amino acids. The record is from RefSeq and is a predicted model, not a curated record. The transcript has 3 exons. NCBI's taxonomy places the organism in Eukaryota, Evosea, Eumycetozoa, Acytosteliales, Cavenderiaceae.